UUUCCGUGUGGGCGUACCCCGCGGAGCGGGACUGCUGGCUUAUUCGCAGCGGUCAUUUUGGCUGCCCUCCGUUCCGCUCUCUCCGUCAGCCGCUCUGGUGCGCCGCAUCAGGACCGAAGUGACGGACAAUGAAGGCGCGAGAGUCAGGUCUGAGAGUCGGGGGCAGAGCCGCCCGCGAGGCCGGCCUUGGGAUAGCGGUGCUCGGGUUCCCGCCCGGUCGCCCGCAGCGUCCGGUCCAGUUCCGCCCGCCGACCCGGAUGGCGACUGCACUGACGGACCCAGCUCCGGGAAGUGUGACCUUUGAAGAUGUGGCUGUGUACUUCUCCUGGGAGGAAUGGGAUCUCCUUGAUGAGACUCAGAAACACCUGUACUUCGAUGUGAUGUUGGAGAACUUUGUACUUACGUCCUCCAUGGGUUAUUGGCGUGGAUUGGAGCAUGAGGAAGCACCUUCCUCAUCAGUGGGUACAGACAUUCUACAGAGAAUUUCUGUAAAAGGAGUGCCACAGUUCAGAACUUCAGAAGGUUCAUCUUCUCAGAAUGCCUACUCCUGUGAGAUAUGUGGCUUGGUCUUGAGAGAUAUUUUGCACUUGGCUGAACACCAAGGAACAAAUUGUAGGCAGAAACUACACACAUGUGGAGAACAAUUCUACAUCAGUGCAAAUCUUCAGCAGCACCAGAGGCAGCACAUUAAAGAAGCACCUUUCAGAAGUUAUGUGGACACAGCCUCAUUUACAAAGAGCUGCACAGUCCAUGUGUCAGAGAAGCCCUUCACCUGCAGGGAGAUUGAGAAAGGCUUCCUGGCCAACAUGAGGUUUCUCCAUCAAGAGGCUGCUCAAACAGUGGAGAAGCCAAAUAACAUUAACAAGUGUGGGGUGGCCUUUUACAGUGGAAAAAGUCAUCACAACUGGAGAAAAUGCAAUAAAGCCUUUAGCCACACAGACACACUUGUUCAGGACCAGAGAAUCUUCACUAGAGAAGGGCUUUUUGAGUGCAACAAAUGUGGGAAAGCAUGUACACGAAGAUGUAACCUUAUUCAGCACCAGAAAGUCCACAGUGAAGAAAGGCCUUAUGAAUGCAAUGAAUGUGGAAAAUUCUUUACCUACUACUCCAGUUUCAUUAUACAUCAGAGAGUUCACACAGGAGAAAGGCCUUUUGAGUGCCCUGAAUGUGGGAAAUCCUUUAGUCAGAUCUAUAGCCUCAAUAGCCAUAGGAAAGUUCACACUGGAGAAAGGCCUUAUGAAUGUGGGGAAUGUGGGAAAUCUUUUAGCCAAAGGUCUAACCUCAUGCAGCAUCGCAGAGUUCACACUGGUGAAAGGCCUUAUGAAUGCAGCGAAUGUGGGAAAUCUUUUAGCCAAAACUUCAGCCUCAUUUACCACCAGAGAGUUCACACUGGAGAAAGGCCUCAUGAGUGCAAUGAAUGUGGAAAAUCCUUUAGUCGAAGCUCCAGUCUCAUUCACCACCGGAGACUUCACACUGGAGAAAGACCCUAUGAAUGCAGUAAAUGUGGGAAAUCAUUUAAGCAAAGCUCCAGCUUCAGUUCACAUCGGAAAGUCCACACAGGGGAAAGGCCUUAUGUGUGUGGGGAAUGUGGGAAAUCCUUUAGCCAUAGUUCCAACCUUAAGAACCACCAGAGAGUUCACACUGGAGAAAGGCCUGUCGAGUGCAGUGAAUGUAGCAAAUCCUUUAGCUGUAAAUCUAACCUCAUUAAACACCUGAGAGUUCACACUGGAGAAAGGCCUUAUGAGUGCAGUGAAUGUGGGAAAUCCUUUAGCCAAAGUUCUAGCCUCAUUCAACACCGGAGAGUACACACUGGAAAAAGGCCUUAUCAGUGCAGUGAAUGUGGGAAAUCCUUUGGUUGCAAAUCUGUUCUCAUUCAACACCAGAGAGUUCACACUGGAGAAACGCCUUAGCUGUACGGAGAAUAUGCAGUUUUCUUUUAGUGUAAUUAUACUGGAGGAGUACACCUAUUUUUUGACGGAAACAUGUACCUGAAUUGGAAGCCCCAACAUCUGAAGAUACACAGUGGGCAGAUUCCCCUUAAGUUCCAGGUAGGUGUUACACUUUCUAACGUGCCAUUUAGAAAGUGUUACACUUUC
Molecule: messenger RNA, 2096 nt
Organism: Cebus imitator (Panamanian white-faced capuchin)
Lineage: Eukaryota; Metazoa; Chordata; Mammalia; Primates; Cebidae
Product: zinc finger protein 211
Exons: 3
Coding region: 129-1910 (593 amino acids)
Biological process (GO): regulation of transcription by RNA polymerase II
Molecular function (GO): RNA polymerase II cis-regulatory region sequence-specific DNA binding; DNA-binding transcription factor activity
Source: RefSeq, a predicted model, not a curated record